Molecule: messenger RNA, 3590 nt
Organism: Acinonyx jubatus (cheetah)
Lineage: Eukaryota; Metazoa; Chordata; Mammalia; Carnivora; Felidae
Gene: LRATD1
Product: LRAT domain containing 1
Exons: 2
Coding region: 400-1278 (292 amino acids)
Source: RefSeq, a predicted model, not a curated record
GAAAGUGGACCUCCCUACUCAACCCACGCCCGCACCCGCACCCGCACCCAGACACCGCACUGGCUUCCCCCAUCCUUCCCUUUCCUCUUUGUUAGGUUAUUUUAGACAGAAGGGCCUCGCCCUGGCGCAGCCCGACUGGCCCUGCUGGGGAGAAGGCAAGAGAAGUAAGGGGCGGAGCGCACCUGCUUGUGUGGGCAGGUGUGCCCGGGUGCGUGGGUGUGCGUGCCCUGGCGAGCGUGCAAGCGUGGGGUUAGGAUUGUGUGCGAAUGUGGGAGUCUGAGUGUGCCGUCGCGAAGGUUCGUCAUGGUGUAUAUGUGACAUUAUCACACCGAUAUACUCGCCUGUCUGUGCCUGGACUCCCAGAUCCCGGCUCCUGGCCCUCGCCUCGCCGCGUCAUUGAUGGGCAACCAACUGGACCGCAUCACCCACCUCAACUACAGCGAGUUGCCCACAGGGGACCCGUCGGGGAUCGAGAAGGACGAGCUACGAGUUGGGGUCGCCUACUUCUUCUCGGAUGAGGAGGAGGACCUGGACGAACGCGGCCAGCCCGACAAGUUCGGCGUGAAGGGCCCCCCGGGCUGCACCCCGUGCCCAGAGAGCCCCAGCCGCCACCGCCACCACCUGCUGCACCAGCUGGUCCUCAACGAAACUCAGUUCUCCGCCUUCCGGGGGCAGGAAUGCAUCUUUUCCAAAGUGAGCGGCGGCCCUCAGGGCGCCGACCUGAGCGUCUACGCUGUCACCGCGCUGCCCGCGCUCUGCGAGCCGGGCGACCUGCUGGAGCUGCUGUGGCUGCAGCCGGCGCCCGAGCCGCCCGCCCCCGCCCCGCACUGGGCCGUCUAUGUGGGUGGCGGGCAGAUCAUCCACCUGCACCAAGGCGAGAUCCGCCAGGACAGCCUGUACGAGGCGGGCGCGGCCAACGUGGGCCGGGUGGUGAAUAGCUGGUACCGCUACCGCCCGCUGGUGGCCGAGCUGGUGGUGCAGAACGCCUGCGGCCACCUGGGCCUCAAGAGCGAGGAGAUCUGCUGGACGAACUCGGAGAGCUUCGCCGCCUGGUGCCGCUUUGGUAAGCGGGAGUUCAAGGCGGGAGGGGAGGUGCCGGCGGGCACGCAGCCCCCGCAGCAGCAGUACUAUCUCAAGGUGCACCUGGGCGAGAACAAGGUGCACACGGCCAGGUUUCACAGCCUGGAAGACCUCAUCCGCGAGAAGCGCCGCAUCGACGCCAGCGGCCGCCUGCGAGUGCUCCAGGAGCUCGCCGACCUCGUGGACGACAAGGAGUAGCCUCGUGGGGGGCCACCUGCGCCUCCUGUCUCCCCGCGCCCCGCUCCCUUCCCAGCACCCGGGCUUCCUGGCCGGUGAUCCGCGACCCCCGUCCCCCUCGAGCGCCCUCCUGCGGCGGCCGGUGCCCAGGCUGCACCCUCGCACCCCUCCGCAAGUGGCCGGAAGUCUCAGGAACUGGCCCCGGGACGAAAGGGCAGCUGUGCGCGCCUGGCUGAGCCCCCCCAGUGGUGGUGAUGGUGUUGGGAAACCCAGCGUGCGCUUUCCCCUCGAGUUGUAACGGGGGAAAGGAGAAAGGGCUGAAGGGAGCAAGCAAGGACGUGGCUUUCCCCACAGGUCGCUAGUCAGUGACUGUCACCCGACCUCCUAUAAAGGGACCAUCACCGCCCCCAGUGCGCACACACAGACCAGUCGGAGGUGAGAAAUGAUCUUUCCAGGGCACAGUUCACCUCCCGUAUGAACGUGUCCCCAGAUUGCAGGAUUUCCAAGAAAUCGAGCCUGUCCCUUAGGCACUUGUGAAUAAUUCCACAAGACAGCACUUUGGGACUCCGGGUUAUCCCGAGGCUGCCCGGGACUUUUCCAGCUCUCCAGCCCCAAGUCUCCUGACAUUUGUAUUCCAGUCUCCGGGCAAAGCUGUAAUGUUUGCUUCCAGUCCUUUCCACCGAGGGAAGCGACCGCCACCCCCACCCCAUUUGCCUGUGAGUCUCCCUCGCUGGCAGAAUGGAAGCCUUCCUGGUCCCGAGAGGAAAAUGGCUCAGCUGAUUUGGUGAGGAGCGCGGGCCCCGCCCCCGGCAAGGAGAAGGUUCACCUGGUGUCUGGGAACUUGAAUGUGUGGAGACGGUCGCUUGUUGUUCUUAACCCUCGUUUGCUCCCUGAUGGGGCUGCAUUUCAGAAAGAGUCCUAUUUUUUAAAGGGUUGGAGGAGAGAGAGAGGAGGAAGAUAUGGCAACAUUCAAGAAACCAGCAUUAUUACAACACCAUAGCCAGUAUAUUUAGUUUGGCUUUUCCUAACCUAGAAAUCUUAGAGGGUGGGGAAGUGGAAAUAAAGUUUUAAAAGUGAGAGAGCAGUUUUCCAACUAUGUCAACAAAGCCUAUCGUGUUGAUGUUUUUAUUGACCAUUUUAGCAACAUGCUAAUAAAAUUUCAAAUUGAAAUUUUUAUUUUCAUGGCUUUAAUCCAUGAUAGUUUAAAUACUGGGGGCCAUUAAGAGUGGAUUUAGCUAAGAGCUUAGCUAACAUUGCCUUUUCACUCUAUUUUUCUCAAAUCUUAUGAGAAUUCUGUUUUUGCAUAUUGUAGUUAAUUUUUGGCUUGAAACAGCAGUCCUCGUAAUGGUGAAGGUGUUAAUCAAUGUGUAUGUUGCACUGAAUUUCUGUCAGUUAAGGGGUUCACUGCUUGGGUGGAGAUUGCUAGUGGGUUCAAUGAGGUUUCUUUUCCCCAUGUUGUAUACCAUUACCAUUUCACAUUUGCAUUUCUCUUGUUCUUCCUCUCCCCUUGAUGUCCUUAAGAAAGGACUCUAGAAUUGGUGGCUUUUUCCCUUCCUCUUUAGCCAAUCCCACAAUUCAUUCCUAAAAACCAGAAAGAACUUGUAGGACCAGGGCAAAUGUGUGUGUUUUCCAAAAACUUAAGGCUGUUGGAAACCCCUUCCUUGGCCAAGGAUGUACCAACUUCUCUCCCUGUGCUGCAGCCCCAGCCUGACUGACUGUUAAUUGAUUCAGUGUUAGACACCUACAGCAUCUACGUCCCUUUCCGGGGGAUUUGUCAAAUAAUGGUGUUUAGCUAAUUGUGGCAAGCAAUUGCAUUUUGACAGCUGUGAUUUAGUUGGACGGCAAAUAUGGCCAAAGCCAGUUUCUUGGCAUUUCAAAAAUAAUGCAAUAAAAACUAGUCGAGGUUAGCUGAGACUGGAAAUGCCUUUUUUCAUGGUGAAAUGGUUCAUUUCUGUUUUGGUUUUUUUUGUUUGUUUGUUUUGUUUUCCACCUUGGAUUCAUUCCCUGAUCUUGAAUCAAAAGGUCAGAUCAAUGAAAUAUGAACUAGAGUAUUUUUCUUAAGCCUAUUGAGUGAUUUAUUUUUUAAAAAAUGUUUAAAUGCAUAUGCUUUUCUUUCAGCGCAUACAACGGCAAAACUUUUGUAAUAACUAACUUACCUUUGCAUGUACGGGGAACUAAAAGUCACUUAAUUCCCUAACUUACUCCUCUUUCAAAUAGCAGAUGGCAGAUCAUAAACCGAAGUUCUUUAUUGUGUCUACCUUCUCCACAUUCUUUACUGUGUCCUCCCACUGUAUCUUGGCUCUCUGCUGUAUUAAACACCAUCCUGAACACUG